AGCAGCCUUGCUCCACUACACUCAGAAACAAGCUGAAAGAUUUCGGUGUGCCGCUUUGUGUCCGACCCGAAAAGCACCAUGUUCAGGGCCAUAAGAUCAGCAACAGCGCUGCAGUGCUACACCAUGUAAGCCAGCAAGGCUAACGACCAUGAGGCUUUUGCGUGUGGUCGGUGCUUUUGUAUCGCUUCCCCUCUCUGUAAACAGAGAAGAGCUGUUGACGGGGAACAGGUUACCUGAAAUAUCUGGGAGUGUCCUGGGAGGAGUAUUGACAGGUUGGACACGGCACGGUCGUAUGCGGGUGGCUCCUCUGCCUUUUGGGAGGAUGGUUUCGGCACACAGAGGCUCAUUGCCUGUGAAUCACCGGACAGGCGGCAAUCCCCAAGCAGAAAGGGCAGCUGGCCGUUCGGCACAGCGCCGGAACCAUGAGCGAGCCCCACACGGGCUCCCUCCCCGCAGAGAAUGAAAUGCUGCCCCUGCAGCUUAUUGCUGGCGUUUAAACCUCCGGCCGCCGCCGCCGCUUCCACCACACUGAUGUCGGCUUCGUCCUACGACCAAGCGGACAUUAUUUCAACGGUUGAAUUCAACUACUCUGGAGACUUGCUAGCUACUGGAGAUAAAGGAGGCAGAGUUGUCAUAUUUCAGCGAGAGCUGGAGAGUAAAAACCGGCCGCACUCAAGAGGGGAGUAUAAUGUGUACAGCACUUUCCAGAGUCACGAACCCGAAUUUGACUACUUGAAAAGCUUAGAAAUCGAAGAAAAAAUUAACAAAAUUAGGUGGUUACCCCAACAGAAUGCUGCUCACUUCCUACUCUCUACAAAUGAUAAAACGAUCAAACUCUGGAAAAUCAGCGAGAGAGACAAGCGGGCGGAGGGCUACAACCUGAAAGAUGAAGAGGGAAGACUGCGGGGAGAUCCCUUCAGAAUCACGUCACUACGGGUACCUGUGCUAAUGCCUAUGGACCUAAUGGUGGAAGCAAGUCCCCGAAGAAUAUUUGCAAACGCACACACAUAUCACAUUAAUUCCAUUUCAGUAAAUAGUGAUCAUGAAACGUACCUUUCUGCGGAUGACCUAAGAAUAAAUCUAUGGCACUUAGAAAUCACAGAUAGGAGUUUUAACAUUGUAGAUAUAAAGCCUGCCAACAUGGAGGAGCUGACAGAGGUCAUCACAGCCGCCGAGUGCCACCCGCACCAGUGCAACGUGUUUGUGUACAGCAGUAGCAAGGGAACCAUCAGGCUGUGCGACAUGAGGGCUGCGGCCCUCUGCGAUAGGCAUACCAAAUUCUUUGAGGAGCCUGAAGACCCCAGCAGCCGGUCUUUCUUCUCAGAAAUCAUCUCCUCAAUAUCCGACGUGAAGUUCAGUCAUAGUGGGCGCUACAUGAUGACGCGGGACUAUCUCUCUGUGAAGGUGUGGGACCUGAACAUGGAGAACCGGCCAGUGGAGACAUACCAGGUACACGAAUACCUCCGCAGCAAGCUGUGCUCGUUGUACGAGAACGACUGCAUUUUUGACAAGUUUGAGUGCUGCUGGAACGGUUCUGACAGCGCAAUCAUGACCGGCUCCUACAACAACUUCUUCCGGAUGUUCGACCGCAGCACCCGGAGGGACAUCACCCUGGAGGCGUCGCGGGAGAGCAGUAAACCGCGCGCCCUGCUGAAGCCGCGCAAGGUGUGCACCGGCGGCAAGCGCAAGAAGGAUGAGAUCAGCGUGGACAGCCUGGACUUCAACAAGAAGAUCCUCCACACGGCCUGGCACCCCAAGGAGAAUGUCAUCGCUGUCGCCGCCACCAACAACCUGUAUAUAUUCCAGGACAAAAUCAACUAAAAAAAAAAAAAAGAAAGAAAGAAAAAGAAAAAAAGAAUAAAUAAAU
Messenger RNA from Megalops cyprinoides (Indo-Pacific tarpon), 1867 nucleotides. It is a transcript of the gene ppp2r2d, whose product is annotated as protein phosphatase 2, regulatory subunit B, delta. Gene Ontology annotation, molecular function: protein phosphatase regulator activity; protein binding. Gene Ontology annotation, biological process: peptidyl-serine dephosphorylation. Bases 460 to 1821 code for a protein of 453 amino acids. The transcript has 9 exons. Gene Ontology annotation, cellular component: protein phosphatase type 2A complex; cytosol. The record is from RefSeq and is a predicted model, not a curated record. NCBI's taxonomy places the organism in Eukaryota, Metazoa, Chordata, Actinopteri, Elopiformes, Megalopidae.